Molecule: messenger RNA, 3137 nt
Organism: Ahaetulla prasina
Lineage: Eukaryota; Metazoa; Chordata; Lepidosauria; Squamata; Colubridae
Gene: PIGU
Product: phosphatidylinositol glycan anchor biosynthesis class U
Exons: 12
Coding region: 81-1388 (435 amino acids)
Biological process (GO): protein localization to cell surface; attachment of GPI anchor to protein
Cellular component (GO): GPI-anchor transamidase complex; membrane
Source: RefSeq, a predicted model, not a curated record
UGUAACCUGUCCUGUAGAUCCCCAAUGCAACAGACUAGCGUGGGAACUACUGCUAGUUUAGGCCGGUGUUUUACGCUAAAAUGGCGGCUCCCUUAAUGUUGGUGCUUUUGGUAGCCGUAACGGUUCGGGCCGCUUUAUUCCGUUCCAGCCUGGCCGGACUCAUCUCUGAGAGGGUGGAGGUGGCGUCUCCUUUAAAUGCCUGGAAACGAGUGGUUGAAGGACUAGCAUUACUUGAUUUGGGUGUAUCUCCGUAUUCUGGAGAUAUCUUUCAUGAAACACCGUUUAUAAUAUACCUCUUUCAUUUCCUGAUUGAUUAUGCUGAACUAGUGUUUAUGUUUACAGAUAUUUUGACGGCUAUAGCCCUUUAUUUAGCUGUUCAGGAUUACAACAAAGUUUUGUUUAAAAAGCAAAAACUGCUAAUAGAAUUGGAUAAAUAUGCAUCUGAUGCUGCAGAGCUUAUCCGGACUCCUAUGGAAAUGUACUAUGUUCCUCUCAAAGUAGCACUGUUUUACCUAUUGAAUCCAUACACUGUGUUGUCUUGUGUGGCAAAAUCCACCUGUGCCAUCAACAAUGCUAUAAUUGCAUUCUUCAUUUUGGCAACAAUAAAAGGUAGUACUUUUCUGAGUGCUAUAUUUCUGGCAUUAGCAACGUAUCAGUCUUUGUAUCCUCUUACUUUGUUUGCACCAGCCGUUCUCUAUUUAUUACAGCGGCAGUUCAUACCAGUGAAAAUGAAAAGCAAGGAGUUCUGGUUUUACACUAUGCAAUAUGCGGGAUUAUAUUUGGGAAGUCUGAUAGUGAUAAUUUGUCUCUCAUUCUUCGUCCUCAAUUCAUGGGAUUUCAUUCCAUCUGUUUAUGGUUUCAUCCUUUCUGUUCCAGACCUGACACCCAAUGUUGGCCUUUUCUGGUACUUCUUUGCUGAAAUGUUUGAACAUUUCAGUCUCUUUUUUGUGUGUGUUUUUCAAAUCAAUGUUUUCUUCUACACUAUUCCAUUGGCGCUAAAAUUAAAGGAACAUCCCAUGUUCUUCAUGUUUGUUCAGUUGGCCAUCAUUUCCAUCUUUAAGUCCUAUCCAACUGUAGGUGAUAUUGCUCUCUACAUGGCCUUCCUUCCUCUCUGGAGCCACUUAUAUCAGUUUUUGCGGAAUGUCUUCAUACUUUCCUGUGUACUCAUUGUGUGUUCCCUGCUGUUUCCGGUUUUAUGGCAUCUCUGGAUUUAUGCAGGAAGUGCAAAUUCCAAUUUUUAUUAUGCAAUCACAUUGACAUUCAAUGUAGGCCAGAUUUUUCUCAUCUCGGAUUAUUUUUAUGCCUUCCUGCAGAGGGAAUACUACCUCAUUCAUGGAAUCCACUUAAUAAGAAAAGAUAGGACAGAUCCUAUGUUAGUUCUUAAAUAAUCCUGGCAUUUGAUGUGACUUGAGGAAGAGACAUUUAUGAAAAAAGAUGAUACUUAAGUAGGCGGGAAACUGAUUUUUGGAAGAAACUGUUUUGCAUAUGGAGACUAGGCUGCGAUAUGGGAAUAACACUAAUCCUGAUACAGAGUUGGUUCUAAGAACUUGUGAACAAGGUGGAAGAGACUGCAUUUAUAUCCUGUUUAAAGCUGUUUCCUCCAGCCAUAGCAUUGCUGUGAACCCUGUUCAACAAUCCUUGAGAUUCUUCGGGUAAACUGCAUUGGGACUUACAAUCAAAAUGAGCUUUUGUACCUAGAAGCAAGGUGGUAGGUGAUGAUGAUAAUGAUGAUUUCUGGGAAUACUGUUUGGAAGUUUUUUUCAGGAAACGAAUAGUAUGCAUUAUUUUGGUUUUUCCUGCUUUGCUUCCUUUGUUGUCACUAUUCAUUUACCUGCCUAAAUUUACAGAGGUCUUUGAAGAAAAGGAAGCUACAUAGAACAUCUUGUGCUAAUACUAGAAGCUAGGAGGCCUGAUACGACACGGUGCUCUAGACAGAUGGUGGUUUCAAUACCAGUCGGAACCAGUCUGGCAGACAUGGAAAGCUAAAUCCCAGAUUUUAAACGACAGUAGUCAGGAUUAGGAUUACGGUCACGAGGUGGAUGGAAUUUGUUCACUUUAUUUUAAGGGAAAAUGGUAUUUCUCCAUCUGGAGAUACCACUGUGUUAUUUGGAUAUUAGUUUUAAGGAAGUUAGAUUAACAAAGCAUGAUAUAGGAAAUCUUCCCUGCCCCCUCCUCCCUCCCCUGGUGGAAUGCACAUGGAUCUACAUGGUCAUAGGUGAGCUAUGUAAUCCAUUUUUUAAGAGAUGCAUAAAAUAAUUCCUCUACCUUGAUUCAAUUUUGAGAGCAUAAUAUGUGUUUUUUUAUUUUUCUGAUUUUGUGCAAAAAUAAUCAGAAAGCCACAAACUUUUUAAUUUCUCUCCAAAUCAGACCGAUGUAUUUCCACAUGAUGCUAAGCCUUUACAAUACUCAGACCAUUACAUACAUAUUCCAGCCAAAGUGUUACCUCUUUGCAGAGCAAUCAAAUGUGAGGGUGUUAGAAAAGAGGCUAUGCAAAAAGGCUGGUCCAUUCCCAUCUACCUUCAGUGUUGUCUGGGCAGAUUUCGUAUGUAUGUAUGUAUGUAUGUAUGUAUGUAUGUAUGUAUGUAUGUAUGUAUGUAUAUAUGUAUCGUACUUGCUGCUAUUUUAAAUUUUUCCAACUUAAUGUAGCUGCACCUGAGGUCUUUCUCUGUUAUUUUAGUCGCAGUAUGUUUUUAUCACAGAAAAGCUAAGCAAAACUUAACCAAGCUCCCAGUUCCCAGAAAAAGGAUACUCUACUUUUUUUUUACCUUUGAGCAGAAAUGAUAAGAUUGGGAGGCACUGAAUUUAGUAUUAAAUAUGCCAUCUGUUACUGUUUGCAAAGCCAUUCUGCAGGUCACACAUACGCUUUUCUUUUACAAUGUAUUUCUUACUAAGUGCUCUUUCAAAAGGAAUUAAAAAUAAACAUCUUGCCUUAUUAAACUACAGAGUGUAUUAUAUGUGGAAUGCUGCAGCUGUGUCUAGAAAGGACUCUACAUUGUAUUAUCAAAAAAAAUCUGUAUUGUCCAAUCCCAAGAUUGUGAACAGUGUGCAUGUAUAUAAAACAAAGAGCCAUUCCAGCUGCCUCAAUUAAUUGAUCAAUACAUCAAUAUUAAAUACAUUAAAACCUAAUUAUAAUAAUA